AUGUUGUACAACAACAAAUCCUUUAUCUUUUUCAUUUUCACUUCUCUUCUUCUCUCAUCCCAUCUUCUUCAUUUUAUAUCUGCUUAUGCUUCUCAACAUGAAGACCAUGAAACUCCAUUCUCCUACAGUGAAGGAACUGGUAAAGGGCCAAAGAGCUGGGGCAACAUCAACCCAAAUUGGCGAACUUGCGGGAAUGGAAAAAUGCAGUCUCCCAUUGACCUUGUUGGCAAAAGUUUGCUAGUUUCAGCUACUCUAGGCAAACUAAAAAGGGACUACAAUCCGGCUUCUGCUGUUUUGCAGAAAGGACAUUUCAUUUCAGUAAAAUGGAAAGGAGAUGCAGGACAAAUUAACAUAAAUGGAACUUACUAUAAACUAGUUCAGUGUCACUGGCAUACCCCGUCUGAGCAUACUUUUAAUGGAUCUAGGUAUGAGUUGGAACUUCAUAUGGUUCAUGUAAGUUCUGAUAACAAGAAAGCUGUUAUCGGAAUUGUGUAUGAAUAUGGCCAUCCUGAUCCUUUCCUUUCAAGGCUUUUCCCCUACAUAAAAUCACUAGGGGAGAAAGAAAAAGAAAUUAGAAAUGUUAAUCCAGGAGAUGUCAAAUUCGGUAGUCGGAAGUACUACAGAUAUAUAGGUUCACUCUCAACUCCUCCUUGCACCGAGGGCGUGAUUUGGACGAUAGUGAACAAGGUGAGGACAGUUUCAAGGGAGCAAGUAAGAGCAUUGAAGGAAAAGGUUGAAGAUGGAUUUGUGGAAAAUGCAAGGCCAACCCAGCAACUGAAAGGAAGAGCAAUUUGGUUCUAUAGUCCAUGAGAAAAUUGCUGAGAGGUUACUAUUCAUUGAUUUUAAUGAAGACAGGAAGAGAGUGUAAUUCACUUCCAUUAUUACUGCCUAAAUUUGGUUGGUUUUCUUUAUGUGUUCAUCCUAUGCAUUGUGAUGUUUAAACUAAAUCAGCAAACAAAGAGUUAUUUUUAAA
Messenger RNA from Pistacia vera, 973 nucleotides. RefSeq names its product alpha carbonic anhydrase 4-like. The record is from RefSeq and is a predicted model, not a curated record. The transcript is spliced from 7 exons. Gene Ontology annotation, molecular function: zinc ion binding; carbonate dehydratase activity. NCBI's taxonomy places the organism in Eukaryota, Viridiplantae, Streptophyta, Magnoliopsida, Sapindales, Anacardiaceae. Bases 1 to 810 code for a protein of 269 amino acids.